UUACCAACACCAUCAGAGGAAGAGGUAUCUAGGAAACCAAAGGAAGCUUUUCCACACCAAGGUAGCCUCUCCAUCUCUCAGGUCUUGGGUAUGGGGAUGCGGUUGCAGCCCCAGUGUCUGCAGCUGGACUCCGUACUGCAGACAGUGAGUGUCCUGGAGGCAGUGAUCCGGAGGAGCUUUGGUCCUGAUGGAGGACAGGUGCUGUUCACACGGGACACGGGGCAAACUCUGCUGACACGCCACGGAACACGCAUCCUCACAGCCCUGCGGGUGGAACACCCGCUGGCCAGGAUGGUGGUGGAGUGUGUGAGGAGACACAGCUCGGUGACAGGAGACGGCUCCAAGACCUUCGUCCUGCUGCUCGCCUCAUUGCUACGGGAGAUACAGAAACACACCCGAAAAGCCCGCUGGGAAGGCGCAGGUGCCAAGCGUUUGGCUGGAGCUCUGUUGGACUUCGGAUUGGACGAGCUCAGUGAUGUCAUCACUGUUGGAGUGGCUCCACAUGGCUCCUCCCUUUCAGACCCACAAACCCCAGGACAAACAGACACACACACUCUGUGCCGCCUACUCAGUGCUUUCCUUCACACCCGGAUCAGCCCUACUCMUGCUGAARUCAUCAGCCRACUGAMCUGUGAGCUGCUCUCSCAUUGGAKYUGCCAUGGCGACUUCRUWAACGAACACUUCCCUGCUCUGCACACAGCAGUAUCAGGCUUCCCUAUUGGCUGUUCCCGUCUGCUGGAGGGCCAGGUCAUACAUGCAGAUUUCUCUACACCCCUCCCACUCAGCGACCAUGGACCAAUCAGGGCCCUWGCGGUGACGGAACCCCUGGAACCCAGCCUGCUGAUUGGUGGAACUGUGCUGGAGCUGGGUGGGGCUAAUAGAGGAAUAGAAAGUGUGUGUGUGAGAUUAGGGCGGGGGUUAGACAGUGUGUGUGUCAUUCUACAGCAUCUAGGAGUGUCUCUGCUCCUCUCAUCAGUCAGACAGUCGGAGGCCGUCCUGGCUGCAGUGGGGAGGUACGGGGUGUGUGUGUUAGAGUGUGUGUGUGAAGACGACCUCACCUUGUUCUCUGUGAUCAGUGGAGCCCAGCCUGUCUCAGACUGGGCUGUGAUUGGACAAGAACAUGUUGCUACGGUUACCUUCUGCCGGCCGCUGGUGCUGGGAGCUCACAGGUAUGGUAACAGGACAGUUACACACGCUCACACACACACACACACUAUUCUAAUUAUGUGGUUUUCUGUCUCUCCCAGGUUCGUCAAUGUGGGGUUUCCUAAGACAGAGGACAGGGGCAGACCCCACAGUCUGGUUGUGUGUGGACUGACAGAGGGCCAGACGGAACAGAGUGUAUGUGCUGUACGAGAUGCUCUACACAUGCUGCAUACUACCUGGGGGCCCAAACACAGGACUAGAGCUACAGAGAGAACGGCACGCGCAGACGUGAUGGAGCCUUGUUGUGUCAUUUCCGUGGGCGGGACUUUUGAGUUCCUGUUACACCACACCCUCCUACAGCGCAAACACGGACACACACACUCUGUCACACACAGACACACACACACUCCGUCACACACAGGCACGCACACUCUGUCACACACAGACACACACACUCCGUCACACACAGGCACGCACACUCUGUCAAACGCAGACACACACACUCUGUCACACUUGGACAACCCUACCGUCUCGGGGAUGCUAGCAGAGGCCCUACUGAGUGUGCCCAGACAGAUCUACUCCCACAAUCCUCGGCGCUACCUGGAGGCUCACGCGCACACUCUCAGUUGCAUACGUAACCAUGGUAUCUCUCCGGACCCGCCGGAAAUGAGUGCUGUUCUGGCAGCGGAUGGUUCUAAUAUGGUCCAGGCUGACACUGGGUCAGGAUCUGGGUCAGGGGUUAAGGAGAUGUCGGUUUGGUCAAGCUCUGGCUCUAGUUCAGGUGUGGAGUCAGUGUCCUGUAAGUAUCAACUGAUCCUGGCUGUUCUACAGUGUCUCAGGAGUCUACUGUCUGUGGACACUGUACUACACGCUAAUAGCUCACACACACUCUCACACACCUGUCAGAGAGAAGAGGAGGAGGAGGAGGAUGAUGACUGAGAACUCAUACUUGAAUUCCUUUGUGUUUUUGUUUCAUUGUUCAUCCAAAUGUUUUGUAUUCACUGCUUGAAAAAGUAAUCUAUUUGUGUAGUAUGUCUUUGCAGAUGAAUUUGUAUGUUAAUAAAUCUGAUUUUUGUUUGAUGAAA
Salvelinus sp. IW2-2015 is the source of this 2231-nucleotide messenger RNA. RefSeq names its product BBSome complex assembly protein BBS10. Lineage: Eukaryota; Metazoa; Chordata; Actinopteri; Salmoniformes; Salmonidae. The record is from RefSeq and is a predicted model, not a curated record. Gene Ontology annotation, molecular function: ATP binding; ATP-dependent protein folding chaperone. Gene Ontology annotation, biological process: chaperone-mediated protein complex assembly.